AUGUCUGUCACGAGAUUCCCCGUGAAAUUUCAGCUAGGGAAUGGGACGGUGCGCAUUUUUCUUCUUUUCAUUCCAUUCUAUGCUCUGCUCACCUUAUACGCCCGAAACCGAUCCGCCCAUGAUCCGGGGUCAGUCUUCUUCGAUCCCUGGACCGGGUACGAUGCAUCCUAUUCCGCGAUCCGAAUCGAAGAGGGCGACAUCUAUAUUGAAGCCACGGACAACACAACAAGCUCUGAUUUUCCGAAAGCGUCAAGAGCACCUCAGUUAUGUGUCGGGAUUACCACCGUUGCCCGAGAGGGAAUACGGUACUUGCGAAGUACAGUCGGCACUCUUUUGGACGGUCUGAGUGUGGAAGAAAGAAGAGAGAUAUACUUGAUCAUCUUCAUAGCUCAUGCAGAUCCAUUAGAGCAUCCUGCAUAUAAUGAGCGAUGGCUUGCAGAGUUACCGGAUCAGGUCUUGCUGUAUAAUGAAGACGAGGUAGACAUCGACCAUAUUCGCGCGCUUGAGAAAAGCAAGCAACAGGUCGGCUGGCAAAAAGCUCUUUUGGAUUACCAGUAUCUGUUGAAGGCUUGCAGUAAGAUCGACACACCCUACCUUCUGAUGCUUGAAGAUGAUGUCGUCGCUCAGGAUGGGUGGUAUCAUCGCACGCGGGCGGCUAUCGCCAGCGCUGAAAAGCAAACGAAACAGAUAGGAGCGCCGAAUUGGCUGUACCUCCGAUUGUUCUAUUCGGAAGAGUUCCUGGGCUGGAAUUCAGAAGAUUGGCCGAUCUACCUUUUGUACUCUGCCCUCGCCGUUCUCCUCGUUACCUUCUCAGCCCUCGGUGCCCGACAGUACCAACCAAGCCUUCGAACCCACCUCACGAAUGCGCCCAUCUUCCUCCUCGCAUGCAUCUGUACACCACUGUUGAUUGGUCUUUUUUUCGCCGCUGGACGGGCGACAAUGCUUCCAAUCCCACAGGGCGUGAAUCAGAUGCCCAAUUUCGGCUGCUGUUCACAAGCUUUGGUUUUUCCACAAUCACGUAUAUCUGAUCUCAUAGAUCUCUAUCAGUCCAAGGAUGAAGGGCAUGUGGACUCAAUCACGGAAGAGUACGCAGACUUGAAUCGGGAAGUUCGUUGGGCUAUAACGCCAAGUAUUAUGCAACAUGUGGGCAGACAAAGCUCCAAGGCUCAGAAAGGAAGUUCAGGAAGACCCUCUCGAUAUAAAACGAAGGGAGAGAUGAAGGGUGCGGAGCGAUUGUGGAACUUUGCUUUUGAGAGCAAUGAUGCAGAAUUAUUGCGCGUGGAGCACAACAAGGCAAAGGAAGAGCUGGAAGUCAAAUGA
Molecule: messenger RNA, 1320 nt
Organism: Penicillium longicatenatum
Lineage: Eukaryota; Fungi; Ascomycota; Eurotiomycetes; Eurotiales; Aspergillaceae
Exons: 2
Coding region: 1-1320 (439 amino acids)
Biological process (GO): GPI anchor biosynthetic process
Cellular component (GO): Golgi membrane
Molecular function (GO): glycosyltransferase activity
Source: RefSeq, a predicted model, not a curated record